AUAUAAAUAUGGCUGUCAAUAAAAUCACAUUAUUAUUUGCAUUUUAGUCUUCCUGUAAAAUACAAGCAAUGUUUAAACUAAUUCUGUUAUCAGUUGUAUGCAUGCAUCUUAUGCAGGUCUAUGCUGGUCAAAGCGACUGGUAUCCCACAAAUGCUUAUAGUAUCCUACAACAAUGCAAGGAAGAACAUAAGUUACCGGAAGCCGUAAUCGAUGACAUAGAUCAUGGUCGCAUCGAAGAUAGUCCAACAUUUCGGCAAUUGGUUUUGUGUGCUUCGAAGGGAUUUAAUGUUUAUACAAGUGAAAAUGGUUAUAAUGCAGAUCGUUUGGCAUAUGCUCUAUAUCGAAUCGGUAUGAAUCGUACAUGUCGUCGUCAACUGGUGGGACAAUGUGUUACGAAGUAUAAAGAUAUUAAGCCAGAGGAUGAAAUGGUAUUCCAUAUUAUCAAAUGUAUCCUUGAGAAGGAAGUAAGUCCGGAAGUGGUUGAAAAGGAUGGCCCUCCAUCCGAAUGGAAGGGGUGUGAUAUAAAUGCAUAACCAGUUCUUGUGUGAAAAACUAAAAUAAAUUUAUUUGAAAACUU
Molecule: messenger RNA, 577 nt
Organism: Musca domestica (house fly)
Lineage: Eukaryota; Metazoa; Arthropoda; Insecta; Diptera; Muscidae
Exons: 2
Coding region: 69-533 (154 amino acids)
Molecular function (GO): odorant binding
Source: RefSeq, a predicted model, not a curated record